AUGCAGGACCCCAAGACAGGCACUACCGAAGAGGUUGGGGAGAAGAUCGAAGUGGGAGUCGUCCAGGAACCUGUUCAAGACAGCAUUUUAAAGGCAGACUUGAGCGAAGAUGAUGGCGAGGUCUUCAAGAGUCACACUGGCGUGGCUGAGUUUCGUGCUUUGGGAUGGAUUCGCACGGGUAUUAUCCUCAUCAAGCUCUGCUUCGCAACGGGUGUAUUGUCAAUCCCCUAUGCCCUCAACGUGACCGGCUAUGGACCCGGCAUUUGCAUCCUUUUCGGUUUUGGCUCCCUGACGACCUAUUACGCCUAUGUCAUGUUUCUCUUCCGCAUGAAAUAUCGCGGAGUGCACAACAUCGCCGAUGCCGCCGCCAUCAUGGGUGGUCCUGUUGCUCGCGAGGUCGCGGGCGGCUUGUUCCUGUUGACUUGGAUCUUGGCCGCCGGCUCAGGAUUUAUUGGGUUGGCGCAAGGACUGAAGGUUCUCGCGAAUGGCAAAGCAUGUACGGUCGUCUGGACAGUGGUUGCUGCCAUAAGUACCGGACUGGUCUCCAGCAUCCGAACACUGAACAAACUGACCGUCUUGACCUGGAUUGGGUUUGCGUCCAUCUUUACGGCGGUGUUCAUUGUUGUUGUCGGCGUUACACAAGUCUCCAGGCCAGGUGCAGCACCAAAGACCGGUCCAUUCGAUCUGGGUGUGAUCGCCGUUGGGUCGCCAGGUUUUGUCGCUGGGCUUACUGCAACACUCAACCUCUUCUCUGGUUACGGCGCCACCCCAACGUUCAUGCCUGUCAUUGCGGAAAUGAGAAGACCUAAAUCUUUUCCGAAGGCUCUAUUCAGCUCGCAAGCUUUCUUGUCAAUCUGCUACAUCAUCUUCGGCACUGUUGUUUAUGUCUACUGCGGUCAAUAUGUGGCCAGUCCGUCCCUAGCAAGUGCCGGCGGUACGAUCGAGAAGAUUUCCUUUGGUAUCUCCAUUCCUGGAUUUAUCAUGACCUCUACCUUAUGGGUCCACCUCGCUGCCAAGUUUCUUUUCGUCAAAAUACUGCGGAACUCGCCUCACUUACAGAGCAACAGCGUCAUUCACUGGAGCACCUGGCUAUGCUCAACCCUUGGGCUCACAUUGUUAUCCUUCAUUGUGGCCGAAGCCAUCCCCUUCUUCAGCUUUCUCCUCGGCCUAAUUGGAUCCCUCUGCUGUGCUCCGACUUGCCUCAUCAUUCCAGCCUUCAUGGGGCUUUACAUGGACCGAGGCAACCACGGAGCCAACUGGAAGAAAAGGGCCGUGUGCGGGCUGCACCUUGCGGUGAUUGCCCUCGGCUCCUUUCUCGCCGUGGCUGGAACGUAUACCACCAUCAAAAGCAUUGUCGACGCCUACAACGAUGGCACCGUGGGAGGGGCUUUCAGCUGCGCCUAA
Messenger RNA from Fonsecaea multimorphosa CBS 102226, 1404 nucleotides. RefSeq lists its product as uncharacterized. Gene Ontology annotation, biological process: amino acid transmembrane transport. The transcript has 10 exons. The record is from RefSeq and is a predicted model, not a curated record. Bases 1 to 1404 code for a protein of 467 amino acids. Lineage: Eukaryota; Fungi; Ascomycota; Eurotiomycetes; Chaetothyriales; Herpotrichiellaceae. Gene Ontology annotation, cellular component: vacuolar membrane. Gene Ontology annotation, molecular function: amino acid transmembrane transporter activity.